AUCCCGGAGCGCGCGUUCGUCGUCGAGGCGCUCGGCGAGCUCAUCACCGAGGAGGAGGCCUCGGAGCGCCUCGCGACGGCGCGCGCCAACGGCGACGAGCACUACUACAUGCUCGCGGCGUCGGACGCGGCGACCAAGGGCCUCGUCAUCGACGCGACGCGCAUGGGGAACUCGUGGCGCUACGCGAACCACAGCUGCGACCCGAAUUGCCGCCUCGAGAAGUGGCGCUGCGGGAGCUCGGACCGCUACGGCAUCUUCGCCCUGCGGUCCGUCAAGCCGGGCGAGCAACUCACGUACGACUAC
Aureococcus anophagefferens is the source of this 303-nucleotide messenger RNA. RefSeq lists its product as hypothetical. The annotation marks the transcript as partial. Lineage: Eukaryota; Pelagophyceae; Pelagomonadales; Pelagomonadaceae. Gene Ontology annotation, molecular function: histone H3K36 methyltransferase activity; protein binding. Gene Ontology annotation, cellular component: nucleus; chromatin. Gene Ontology annotation, biological process: regulation of DNA-templated transcription. The transcript has a single exon. The record is from RefSeq and is a predicted model, not a curated record.